Acanthosepion pharaonis is the source of this 2061-nucleotide messenger RNA. The record is from the annotation of a GenBank genome assembly. Lineage: Eukaryota; Metazoa; Mollusca; Cephalopoda; Sepiida; Sepiidae.
AUGGUUCCUACACGACCAACAUCCGUACGUCAGCAACUGAAGACCCUUAAUACCAUUAACGUUACACAUGCAGAACAGGCGACUGCGGAGGAGCACAUAAUAACUCCGGUUACAGAUGAUCAUCUACUUCAACCUCUGCUUUGCACUCUUCUGCGUGCCGUGGCGAUGACCAACCCGGCACCUCUGCAAAGGCUGCAAAAACACCCAGGCGAGACAACCUUAGCAGGCGUUCUAAAAAAGCCUCACCGGCAAAGAGAAAGCGGGAGGAGAAAACCGAGAGCCCGCAUCGAAAAGCUACUCGCAAUGCAGCCGACGCUGCUGCAACUUCCAUUCGACGGUCCCAGGAGACCACGGCUGAAAAAACCGCACGUAACGCAGCGAAAGCUGCGGCAACCACCAUUCGACGGUACCAGGAAUCCCUGGCUGAGAAAACCGCAUGCCAUGCAGUCGACGCCUCUGCAACUUCUGCUGCAAGGGCGUCGGAAAGUUCCGCGCAAAAGCGCACAAGGCGGCAACGCGAUGCAAUUUUCAACUUCCGCUGCUACUGAAAGGCUUGAAAGGUUGCAGCGCCGCCAUGCACAGCGAGGGCUCUGUAGCCCACCAAAGCAGUUUUGGUUUAAGCUGGCGUUCAACUAUGAGCCAGUUUUGAGGCUUUCCGGUCGCAAAGACCUCCAAAUAGGAUCCAUGUCAGUUGUCUGUGGGCAUUGCAAUGCCAAAAAAUGGCCUGGAGAGUCUGCAGGUUUGUUUUGUUCAGACGGUAAGGUACAGUUGCCACCUUUUCAAGAGCUACCUGCUCCGUUGAAAGCUCUGUUGGAGGGUUCCAGUCCAGACUCCAAACAUUUCCUCGCAAAAAUCAGACAGUACAAUUGUGCCUUCCAGAUGACCUCUUUUGGUGGUAAUGCCUUCCGCGAAGUCGCUUGGAAUCCCACCUUCAAGGUUCAAGGUCAGGUUUACCACCGGAUUGGGUCUCUUUUGCCGGAAACUGCCACUGAUUCGGCCUUUCUAUACUUCAUUGCUGACUACAAUCAACAGGCAGAUGCCCGCAUGGGCAUUAUUCCCGAGAACGAUACAGGCCAGGACAAUCAUCCUCGCAGGGAUAUCAUAAUGAGUCUCCAGCAAAUGCUCCACGAGACAAACAGCUAUGUCCACAGAUUUAAGUAUGCUCUCGAAAAUAACACUUCUUCUGAUUUCAUUAUUGUAAUUGAAGCUGACAAACGGCCUCAGGGAGAGCACGAACGUCGUUACAAUGCUCCCGCAAGUAACGAAGUUUCCGUCAUUGUCAGCGGUGAUCAGCACAACAGACGUGACAUUGUUAUCGAAUCGCGAGGCAGUGGGCUCCGAAGAAUCAGUGAAACGCACCGGUCCUACGAUGCACUGCAAUACCCACUUCUCUUCCCGUACGGAGAAGAUGGGUACCACUUUGGAAUUCUGCAAAAUGGGUCCACCUUAAAAACAGUGUCUUGCAGGUCUUUCUACGCCUACCUAUUGAUGGUACAUGAGGGUGCAUUCAAUCAUCUUCAUCGAAGCCGGCAACUUUUCCAUCAAUUCAUAGUAGACAUGGCUGCUAAGAUGGAAUCCGAAAGACUCUGUUACAUCAGAUUGAAUCAGACCAAGUUGCGCUGCGACUCUUACAUUCACUUCCGUGAUGCUUUACGAAAUGACGCUGAUCCACGCAAUAUAGGUAAGAUGGGCAUACUACCUGCAACAUUCACAGGCAGUCCACGAUACAUGCACGUGAGGACGCAAGACGCGAUGACAUACGUUCAUAAGUACGGCCGACCAGACCUAUUCAUGACUUUCACGUGUAACUCAAAAUGGUACGCAAUUGCUAAAGAACUUAUGCCAGGGCAAUCGGCCUACGACCGUGAAGACUUCAUUGCGCGCGUUUACCAUCUGAACGAAACUCUUUCGCCGGUAGUGUGGAUAACCAUCGCUCCCUGUAAUGGUGCGGGGCCAACGUUGAGGGCUAUCCAGGCGUCGAAAAAGACUCGGAAGGGUAUUCACGGUUCCCUCAUCGCGACAGGAAUGUUUUUACUUGCGACUCCUUUUACACGAAGUUAG